Trachymyrmex cornetzi is the source of this 815-nucleotide messenger RNA. It is a transcript of the gene RpLP0-like, whose product is annotated as ribosomal protein LP0-like. Gene Ontology annotation, molecular function: RNA binding. The record is from RefSeq and is a predicted model, not a curated record. Gene Ontology annotation, cellular component: nucleolus; preribosome, large subunit precursor. Lineage: Eukaryota; Metazoa; Arthropoda; Insecta; Hymenoptera; Formicidae. The transcript has 4 exons. Gene Ontology annotation, biological process: ribosomal large subunit biogenesis; nuclear-transcribed mRNA catabolic process; rRNA processing. Bases 74 to 808 code for a protein of 244 amino acids.
UGGAUGUCAGGAGUAAAUUUUAAAUACUAAUUUUAUUAUAUUUUUUAAUCUGUGAAAGAAUUUAGUUUCAAAGAUGCCGAAAUCGAAGAGGGAUAAAAAAAUUUCACUCACUAAAACUGAUAGAAAAGGUUCAGCCUUAAAACAGAGGAUCAUGGAAGAUGUUAAGAAAUAUGUGGAAGAAUACAGUAGCAUAUUUCUAAUCUCUAUUCAAAAUUCACGCAACACUAAGCUUCUUGAUUUACGUGCUGAAUGGAAAGACAGUAAACUUUUCUUUGGAAAGCUCAGAAUAAUUGCACUGGGUCUGGGAAAAUCAAAGGAAACCGAAGUUGCAGAAGGUAUACAUAAAUUAGCUAAUGCAAUGAAGAACCACUCAAUGAGAGGCCAGUGUGGUCUGUUAUUUACUAAUAGAUCAAAGAAACAGGUAAUGGAAUGGGCAGAAAACUAUGAAGAAAUGGAAUAUGCCCGUUCUGGAUUUGUAGCACCUGAAACAGUGGAAUUACCUGAAGGACCUCUACCACAGUUCCAACAUAGCAUGGAACCACAGUUGAGACAGUUGGGUAUGCCUACGUCAUUGAAAAAGGGAAUUAUUACUUUGAUUAAACCAUUCACAGUUUGUAAAAAGAAUGAAGUACUUACACCGGAGCAAGCGCAAAUUCUGAAAUUACUAAGUAAACCGCUAGCAGUUUUUAAGCUGCAACUUUUGGGGGUGUACACGAAAAAAAAUGGUUUUAAGAAAAUUACAGUAUCAGAUGACACAAGAGAGAACGAUGAAGAAGAGAUGGAUAUGGAGGACAAUGAUGGUACAUGAAAUUUAU